Molecule: messenger RNA, 718 nt
Organism: Racocetra fulgida
Lineage: Eukaryota; Fungi; Glomeromycota; Glomeromycetes; Diversisporales; Gigasporaceae
Source: the annotation of a GenBank genome assembly
AUGAAUCAUGAAUUUCAAUUUGAUGGCGAUGUUGAUUGGGGUUUUACAAAGUUUUGUUAUUCUAAUAAAAUUUUUCAGCAUGAAGCUGAUAAAUCAAAAAAGAUCGUUCUAAUCUUUCAUGUUAAUAUUAUAAAUGAUGACAACGACCAAGAUAACAACGAGGAAAGGAACCUUUAUUAUACUUAUACUACUGGCAAUGAAAAAUUCUUUGAAGAUCCAUCUUUUUCGGAUAUCGAAUUUGAAUUGGACUGCGGGGCUCGUAUCAAAGCUCAUAAAGUCAUUUUAGCUGGUGGAUCUGAUUACUUUGAAAAAAUGUUUAAAGGCGGCUGGAAGGAAAAGAAUACUCUAUGUAUCAAAUUUCACGAUAUUACUUACAAAACUUUUCGGGGAAUCUUAUUUUAUAUUUACACUGAGAAGUGGAUGGAUAUAAUCGAUCUUGACUUGUUGAUAGAAAUGUAUGCUAAAGCUGAUAUGAUGGGAUUAAAUAGAUUGAAAAAAAUGGUCAGCAAUAAAAUUUGUGGAAUGCUGAAUAUUAAUAAUUGGGAUCAAAUAUGUAAUUUUGGUUGGGAAAACGACGAUCUACAAUUUAAAAUAGCGGGUUUUAACUUUGUUGCUGAUAAUUGGAAAUCCGUAAGAAACAGCAAGAAAAUGAAUAUGAUAUCAGAAAAUGGGAAUGCCGAAUUGGCCGAAGAAAUUAAUUCUAUAUCUCAUAUUUUGG